Molecule: messenger RNA, 1606 nt
Organism: Oryza sativa Japonica Group (Japanese rice)
Lineage: Eukaryota; Viridiplantae; Streptophyta; Magnoliopsida; Poales; Poaceae
Biological process (GO): negative regulation of translation
Molecular function (GO): rRNA N-glycosylase activity
Source: RefSeq, a predicted model, not a curated record
UCGCGCCUGAACGCAUCUGGAGCCGUUGGAUCUGAUCCGACGGCUCGGAGGGAAGCUUCGGACAUAAGCUUCGUCAUCCCGACUCCCGAGACACCCCGAUUCCGAAUCCGCGCACCUGGGCGAAGGAGAGACGCCGCGCGAUUCGACUCCACCGCCGCCGCCGCGGGGAAGAAACCCUCGCCGCUCGCCGCCGGCGAUCCGCCACGGGCGCAGAGGGCCUUGCGUAAUGUGCCUAACUGCCUACUAGUUAGUCUCCCGACGCAAGUUGGAACGGUGAAGAGAGCACACAAUUCAAGUUGCUCACCAAUGGAAGGAAUACCAAUUCUCCACAUCAGCGUGGUUGAUUUGUCUGCUCUGAGCUACAACAAGCUGAUGGACGAUAUUGGAGGCCGUUUUCAGCGGAGGGCACACCACAACUUCAGGAAUGUUCCUAUAACAAGCAAUGAGGAGGGGUGGCACAUAAUAUCUCUUGACAUGCCUGAGUCACCAUCUGUUCAGAUACUCAUUGACCAAAGAAAUGCAUAUUUGAUUGCCAUCCGAAAUGGUGCCGGUCAGUGGUUCAACUUCUCUGACACACCAGCCCCUGACAUUUUCAAUGCCCAACCUAUCUUGUACCUGAAAGCAGACUAUGGUCACCUUCUUCAGGACUGGGAUGAGGUUACAGUGGGGCCACCGUCUGUACUUGAUUCAUACUACAGACUACUGAACUUCAACAAUGGUCUUCCGCGUGACCACCCACUUCUUCAUGUCCAAAGGAGAGCAAUUGCACGCUUAGCAGUGAUGUUUUGUGAAGCUGCACGCCUGAGAUCAGUCAGAGCGCUCGUUUCUCACCAAAUGGACCUAUAUAUGAAUGGAACGAUCACAAGCCUCAUUACAAGGAAGAGAAUCACGAGCUGGGACCUGAUUUCUGGAUUUGCAUUACAUUGCUGGAGCCGGGAGCAGGAUGGCAUCGGAGGAUAUCUUCAGACCGAGCUUGACAAACUUCGCCGGAUCGGCAUCUAUGCUGCAAAUCAUGUUGCGGGCGAACCAGAUGGUGAGUUGCUGCUCAUCCUUUACAGACAAGACGUGUUCGCUAACCUGCAACAGCCUGCGCAGCAACAGCAGUGACUGUAAGUAAGUAGUACAAAGAGAUCUCACUUUUGCAAGCCAAGCGAGCAAUCUAAGUGUCAAAGUAGCUUGAUGGAUCAGAACAGUUUUUCGAGGGAGGAUGAAUUAGUUACUGCACUUUCAGCAAUGCCUCUUUUGAGGGAGAUGGAUCGAUCGGCCUAAUUAACCCAAUGAGUGGGGGGGGGGGGGGGGGGGAGUCUCCCUUCUCGUUCUUGCUGUUUUUUUUUUCUCUUCAUAUUUUCGGUUUAUCUGCUGUUUUUAGCUGUACUACAAUGGAUCAGGAGCAGUAGUACGUACUUCAGUUAAUCAGAAGCUCAUUAGGAAGAAUGAUGUGUAUUGCUGUGGUUUUGGAUUUGGACGAGCGAUCCUGAAUGUGCCAGUCAACUUUCGUUCUGAACAGACAGGAGUGUAGGAAUGCAGUUCUACAUACUUUUGGCGUAACAAUUAAUGGCCAGCACAUUUGAGGCACACGUGUAUGAAUCUAGUUUCGGAUUCUCAA